Molecule: messenger RNA, 738 nt
Organism: Ustilago hordei
Lineage: Eukaryota; Fungi; Basidiomycota; Ustilaginomycetes; Ustilaginales; Ustilaginaceae
Exons: 2
Coding region: 1-738 (245 amino acids)
Molecular function (GO): oxidoreductase activity
Source: RefSeq, a predicted model, not a curated record
AUGUCACAGAUAAGUGCGGAGCAGAUUCGGCGACACUCGAGCCCCAGCGACGCAUGGCUUGUCGUCGAGGGUGGCCUGCCUCAGCACUCCUACAAGGGUCGACUGGAUCUGCGAACCAAAAACGGUCAUACACAAGAUGACGAGGUACAUAAGCGACUUCUUUCGGAUUCGCACACCAAAGUACUCGAAGCACAACAGCGUCAGAGCGGAAAAGUUGCGUCGGCUAGAAGACGGCUUCCAAGGCUCAAAGACCUCACCAAUCUGGACGACAUGGAAAUUGCCGCUCUUAUUGUCCUGCCACCGCUAGCAUCUGCCUUCUACGCAUGCGGUUCAGACACUGAGGCCAGCUUACAGGCCAAUCGUCUCGCUUUCUCUCGCUAUUACUUCAACCCGCGCGUGCUAAGACGGGUUGAUACGGUCGACACAUCUGUCACUCUGUUCGGCAAGCCAUACCCUCUACCCAUCAUGGGCUCGGCUGUAGGGAACACUCACAUGGCCGGUCCUGACUGCGACUGGCAUCUCACCAAUGGCCUAGCCCAGUGUAAACUGCCUCACAUGGUUUCAACCUUCGAUCUACAAAAGCGAGCCAAGUCCGAGAACAUCUUUGCAGACCACUUUCUUCAGCUCUACGUUCAGCGAGACCACGCCACUUCUACUAAGCUCGUUCGGCAAGCGGUCAAAGAAGGUGCGCACGCCGUCUUUGUGACGGUCGAUGUAGCUCAGAUAGCCAAUCGUUAG